CGAGACAGGAAGGGAACCUGUGAUUCUGAGUGAUCCUGGGUUGUCUCAGGUUCACAUGUUUAUCAAUAUUUGCUUCGUAGUUGCCUUCUUUACAGGGUUCAAAUUCUUUCAUAAUUAUAUUACUUUUUACUUUUAGUUUUGUAUGUAAAAUGUUCCUCUUCGUUCAUUUGGAUUUAGUUUCGGAUCCCUAAGUCAAAACAUCUAUUCAGAGAAAGCUUGAUCGUGGUGUGAAAGAUGAAGACAAUUGCUGAAACUUGUAUCUUAAUGCUUUCCUGCAUUUUGGUUUAUUCAGGGGAUAGGGUCCAUGCUUUGUCAUAUGAUUACUCUGCUACAACAGAGUGCUUGGCAGAUCCCCAAAGAACUCAUUUUGGAGGAGGAAUCAUAGUCAAUCCAGAGUUUAAUCAGGGAACAAAAGGGUGGACUGUAUUCGGACAAGGAGCCAUCAAAGAAGGAACAUCGGAAAGAGGCAAUAAGUUUAUUAUGGCUUGCAGUAGAACACAAUCUCUGGACAGUUUCUCCCAGAAGGUUCAACUUGAGAAAGGAAAACUAUAUAGUUUUUCCGCUUGGGUUCAAAUCAGUGAAGGAAGUGAGACUGUUCUUGCUGUAUUUGAGACUCCUGAUGGUAAACUAAUACAUGGUGGUAAAGUUGUAGCUAAGCAUGGUUGCUGGUCUUUGCUCAAAGGUGGCCUAGUUGCCAAUUUCACAGGCCUUGUGCAGAUUCUUCUUGAGAGCAAGAAUACGAAAGUGGAAAUAUGGGCUGACAAUGUCUCAUUACAGUCAUUCACUGAGGAGCAAUGGCGAUUGCACCAAGACAAAAGCAUUGAAAAGGUGCGAAAGCGCAAGGUAAGAUUCCAGUUGAUUUAUGCCAACAAAACUUCAAUGGAAGGUGCUAUUGUCUCCAUCAAGCAAAUCAAGUCAGGCUUUCCAUUUGGAUGCGGAAUGAAUCACUAUAUCCUCAAAGACACGGAUUACCGGAAAUGGUUCCUCUCAAGAUUCAAGUUCACCACUUUCACAAAUGAAAUGAAAUGGUAUAGCACAGAGAUAAAACAAGGACAAGAAAACUAUACAAUUGCUGAUGCUAUGGUAAAAUUCGCCAAACAGAAUGGCAUUUCUAUAAGAGCUCACAACAUUUUCUGGGACAAUCCAAAGAAGCAGCCUCAAUGGGUUAAGACUCUUUCUCCUGGGGAGUUACGAAAAGCAGCGGCGAAAAGAAUGAAUUCGGUGACUUCAAGAUAUGCAGGAAAGCUAAUUGCGUGGGAUGUAGUGAAUGAGAAUCUGCAUUUCAGAUUCUUUGAGGAUAAACUCGGUGAAAACGCUUCAGCAGAAUUCUACAAAAAAGCUUACCAGCUUGAUCCAAACACAACAAUGUUCAUGAAUGAAUAUAACACCAUUGAGUCUGCUGGAGAUGAGAAAGCAAAUGCAUUCCAAUACAAAAAGAAACUCAAGGAGAUUUUAUCAUAUCCAGGAAAUUCUGCAGUGUCAUUAGGAAUUGGAUUGCAAGGUCAUUUUGAUUAUGAACAACCAAACAUUGCUUACAUGAGAUCUUCCUUAGACAUUCUCGGAUCAAUGAAAUUGCCCAUAUGGCUUACAGAAGUAGAUGUGAAAGCCGGCCCCAAUCAGCCAAAAUACUUGGAGGAGGUACUCAGGGAGGCUUAUUCUCAUCCUGCAGUUCAAGGGAUUAUCACAUUUGCAGGCCCAAAAAGUGCUGGUUUUAAUGAAAUGCCUCUAGUCGACAAUGACUACAAGAAUACAGCAGCUGGAGAUGUUGUGGACAAGCUGCUUGCAGAAUGGAAAUCCAGCACUCUGGAAAUUGUUGCGAGUAGUACAGGAUUCUCUGAACUUUCAUUGUUUCAUGGAGAUUACAGUGUAACUGUUAAAAACCCGGUUACCAAUACAUUAACUUCUGUCAAUUUUAAGGUGACAAAUGACCUUCCGCAAGGAACAUUCCAAGUUCAGAUUGAUCUUUGAUUCCUCAAUAAUUUUGAUCUCACAUUCUCGCAUAACUGCUGUCAAUUUUAAGGUGAUUUUUAUUAGAUAAUAAUAUUGUAUAUUGU
Messenger RNA from Pistacia vera, 2054 nucleotides. Its product is annotated as endo-1,4-beta-xylanase 5-like. Bases 235 to 1968 code for a protein of 577 amino acids. The record is from RefSeq and is a predicted model, not a curated record. Gene Ontology annotation, biological process: carbohydrate metabolic process. The transcript has 7 exons. Lineage: Eukaryota; Viridiplantae; Streptophyta; Magnoliopsida; Sapindales; Anacardiaceae. Gene Ontology annotation, molecular function: hydrolase activity, hydrolyzing O-glycosyl compounds.